Parasteatoda tepidariorum (common house spider) is the source of this 3101-nucleotide messenger RNA. Its product is annotated as protein regulator of cytokinesis 1. Gene Ontology annotation, cellular component: mitotic spindle midzone; spindle; cytoplasm. Gene Ontology annotation, biological process: mitotic spindle midzone assembly; microtubule cytoskeleton organization. Gene Ontology annotation, molecular function: microtubule binding. The record is from RefSeq and is a predicted model, not a curated record. NCBI's taxonomy places the organism in Eukaryota, Metazoa, Arthropoda, Arachnida, Araneae, Theridiidae.
ACAUCAAUCGAUGUCACAUUCACUGAGAACAAGAAAUGAAGUGAAGAUACGAGAGACGUGACGUAAUUUUGGCUGUUUUUGCGAAAAUUUGAAUUGCUGAUUGCUAAAAUUUAAUCACUUCACUAAAUUUUUUAUAUUCCUAGUAAAUUAUAUCUUUGACUAUUAAAAGAGUUUAAUAUUGGAAGUAAACAAAAUAUAUUGCAUUCCUCUAUGAUUACAAAGAAAGAAGCAUGGAGUCCCUUGAAAAGAAAAUAACUUUAGAAAGUAUUGAAAGUGAAGAAAUUAAGAAUGUCAGGAUAUUUUUAAAAAAGUUCUAUAUUUUAUGGGAUGAAUUUGGAAUAGAUGAAGAGCAAACUAUUCAAAGGGGAAAAGCUGUAUGGAAGCAUCUUUGGACACUCCUGGAUGAUAUAUACAGAGAAGAAAUUAGCUUUUAUGAAGACAUUAAAGAACGUGUACAGAAUUAUACAAAGAAGAUAAAUGACCUGGCAAAAAUUUUAUCUGUCACUCCUUUAGAAGAGAAGAGUGCUUCUUUAAUAAAGAAAGAGGAAAACUUGAGACAAGAACUUGAUAGCUUAACAAAACUGAAGCAUAAAAGAAUCAAAUCUUACCAGGAACUUAGAAGCAUUGAAUCUAAAUAUUGCUCGUUACUUGGUAUGGAGGAACAUCAUCUACCUUCAUUCACAGGUGUCCCAUCUGAGAGUGAGCUGAAGGAAAUUGAUCAGCAUAUUAAAAUGUUAAAAGAUGAACGUGAUAGAAGGUACAAAAAGUUUUGUUCCGUGAAAAAAGAACUAACCACUAUAUUAGAAAUAACAGAACUCACCCCAGAAACUGCAUUAGAAAGGGAUGUGUUGUCUGGAAGUGACAGUAUCCCUUUGACCAAUGAAACAUUAAAAGCUUUGGAAGAUGUUGUAUCUAAAGCUCAGAAGAAGAAGAUUGAGUUGGAAACACGGAAAGAAGAGCUCCUCGUAAGACUGAAAGCUUUAUGGAAUCGAUUGAAAAUAGCAGACUCUGAGAAAACUGAAUUUCUUUCUAAACAUGUGGAUUGCAAAUUAUCCACUGUAAAUUCUAUCCAAAAAGAGCUUGAAAGAUGUGAAAAGAUAAAGAAAGAAAAUAUAAAAAUGUAUAUAGAAAAUUUAAGGCAAGAGCUUAAACACCUAUGGGACAAAUGUUAUGUAAGUGAUAAAAACCGUAAUCAAUUUACGUUGCUGCAGUCAGAUGAGAUGACUGAUGAAGUUUUAGAAGCUCAUGAAGCUGAGGUUGAAAAGUGGAAAUCCUACUCCGAAGUUGUCAAGCAUAUAAUAAAUAAAAUUGAAAAACGUAAGGAGUUGUGGGAUCUUCUUUUAGUGUUUGAAAAUAAGGCAUCUGAUCCAAACAGGUUUAAAAAUCGUAGAGGAAACCUCCUUAAAGAAGAGAAAGACAGAAAGAAACUACAAAAAGAUCUUCCUGCUCUAGAGAACGACAUCUUUAAUGAAAUUGAGUUGUAUGAGGCUGUUUACAGCAAACCAUUCCUGUAUUUCGAUGGAGAUUACAGAAGUUUUGUCACUAAUCAAUGGCAAGAGCGCAUCAACCAGAAAGAAAACGAAAAACAAGAACGGCAUAAACUCCGCUUGCUGCAAACCGAGAAUGAAGCUGUGCUUGGAACAGCAACUCCAGCUAAGAGACCUUUACUUACGACGCCCAGGUCUGCACCCAGUAAAUUAUUUAAAACCAAUGCCGGGAUGUCAGUUUACCGCACUCCAACAUCUGAUAGGUCUAAAGCAAUACCCUGUACAACUGGUAAAUCAGUACUUUCUGCAAAUAAACUGGUCAAAUCUGUUCGUAAAUCAGGUUUUGGUCAUAAAUUGUUUCCACAUCUAUCUACGAGACCAAAUGCCAUGAAGAAAAGAGAUCAAAGCAUGGUACUGAGAGAAAGGAACAAUAAAAGCAAAGUUGUACCAGAUUCAACCAAUGCCACAACUUAUUCCCAGUUUGCAAAAGAGCUUGAUUCCUCCUCCAGGCGUAGUUGUCGAAGUUCAGUUCUGUCAACCAAAAAAGUUGGUGGGACUAGAAUAUCUCAAAAUACUAGUAAAAGCAAGAGGAAAAGUGCAUCUAAAACUGUCAGGCGAUCACUGAGGAAUACCUCUAAGACUACUACAAAUCUUACACCUGCUAGAGGAAAAUUGGGAUUGCCUUUCUUGAUAUAACUCACCAAAUAUGAACUGAAUUAUAAUUAACAUUAGUUAAAUAGUCAAACUUUUUAGAACUUUUAAACUGUUUUCAUUUAAUUUUUCAAUGAAUAUUUAAGUUUUAUUUCAAAAAUUAGAAUAUUUGACCAUAAUAAGGGCUUGAUAAUGUAAAUUUAAGAGUAGCAUUGAUUAUCAUUCAUUUUUACUUAUUUAAAUUAAUGAAUUAAUAAUACUUUGAAAUUGUAAUUUAUUUCAUUGCCAUUUUUUAAACGACUGUCGCUUUUACACUAUAGUAUUAUUGUACUCUUAAAAAAACAACUAAUUAUAGUAAACCUCAUUUAUUGUUUCAAAAACUUUGUGUCAAAAAUGUCACUUUAUAAUUUUGUACAGUUUCUAUAACACUUGAGUUGCAAAAUAUUAGAAAAGAUUGUAACUUAAUGCCCUGUGCACUAUUGUACAUUGUUAGACUAAUUUCAAUUUGAUGAAACAAACCAGUUAAUAUUUUCUGAUUGACUUAGAAAUUGAUUUAUCGUUUACUAAUUACUUAUUAGGAUCAACUAGUUUUAGUUUUACGAUUUUGUUUUCUAUGUAGUUUAGUGCUUUUGUUUAGAAAUCGAUUGCUUUCAUCAAAUUUCUUGGCUUAGAUAAAAGUGUACUUAUCUUGUUAUAAUCUAAUUGGUUGGGUAUUUGUAAAUAUUUGUAUACAAAAUGUUUUCUCUAUAUUUCAGUACUUAUUUUUAAAUAAAUGUCUUUUUAUUCUUUGGUUUGUUUUGUAUAUUUCAAAUAUUUUUUACUCUUUUUGUAUUAUUAUUGACUUGUUAUUUGGUUUAAUUAAAUUCCAUUUACUUUUGCAAAGCAGAGUAAGAGCUGUUGUGUAAGUGAACAUUAAUUGAAGACAUAUUUCACAAAUUUAAAUAAAGAAUAUUUUUAUCGCAA